Molecule: messenger RNA, 954 nt
Organism: Entamoeba invadens IP1
Lineage: Eukaryota; Evosea; Mastigamoebida; Endamoebidae
Product: aldose reductase, putative
Exons: 1
Coding region: 1-954 (317 amino acids)
Cellular component (GO): cytosol
Molecular function (GO): aldose reductase (NADPH) activity
Source: RefSeq, a predicted model, not a curated record
AUGAGCGACCACAAAACAAUUGAAUUUGAAUUCAACAAUGGAUUAAAAAUUCCAGCGAUUGCAUUAGGGACUUGGCUCGCAGAAAAAGAUCUUGUUGGAAAUGCUGUUUUGACUGCCUUGAACCACGGCUAUCGCCACAUCGACUGUGCCAAGUGUUAUGAAAAUGAGGAAGAAAUUGGGACUAUUGCUUUCGACCCCUUUUUCAAAGAAGGCAAAUUUAAAAGAAGUGACGUUUUUGUGACAUCAAAGCUUUGGAUUGAUUCAAAGAAAAAAGACCAAGUGAUUUCCGCUUGCAAAGAAUCACUUAGAAAACUCCAUUUAGACUAUUUAGACUUGUAUCUCAUUCAUUUGCCCAUUUCAAUUAAAUUGGGUGCUACAUUUCCAUUAAAAAAAGACGAUUUUAUUGAAGUUCCAAUAGAAGAGACUUGGAGAGAAAUGGAGAAACUUGUUGAGAUGGGAUUAGUUAAAUCAAUUGGUGUGUCUAACUUCUCUAUUUCACAAUUAGAAGAAUUAUUGAGUAUCGCUAAGAUUAAGCCCGCCGUCAACCAAGUCGAGUUUGGCAUCUUCUUACAACAACCAAAGCUGAUGGAAUACUGCAAAGAGCAUAAUAUACACGUCACUUCUUACUCUCCACUUGGAAAUAACGGAAAUCCAGCUAGAAAUAAAGUCGACAACGUGCUCGAAGUUCCUUUGUUGAAGGAAAUCGCUCAGAAACAUCAGAAAACAGUCGCACAAGUUAUCUUGAGAUUUAUCGUGCAAUCAGGACAUUCAACUCUACCCAAAUCAGUUCAUACAGAAAGAAUUAUUCAAAACAUUGAUAUCUUCAACUUCGAUUUGUCUGAUGAGGAAAUGGAGAAAAUUAAAAAACUCGAUAGAGAUGAAAGAACAUGUGAUGGGGCCGCUUUCUAUGAAGCUCAAGGAAUAGAUAAAGACGUUUUCUGGGGAAGUAAAUAA